Molecule: messenger RNA, 425 nt
Organism: Pollicipes pollicipes
Lineage: Eukaryota; Metazoa; Arthropoda; Thecostraca; Pollicipedomorpha; Pollicipedidae
Exons: 2
Coding region: 1-366 (121 amino acids)
Source: RefSeq, a predicted model, not a curated record
AUGAACGGCGACUCCGAGUACCCGAGCCUGAGCAGCAUGGCCAGCAAUAAUAGCGUGGAGAGCGGUGGCCGCACCUCUGGCGACUCAUCCACCGCCGAGAGCACCGGCGGCGUGCUGUCCCCGCGCUGCGUCACCUCGCCCAGCAUCUCGCAGUCGAUGGCCAUGGUGGACGAGGUGCUGUCCAACGGCAAGCUGGGCCGCCUGGAGCGCAUCCACCGGCUGGAGGAGGUGCUGUCGGCGGCCACGCAGGGCGCCGAGACGGCGGCCGCGUUGCCGGCCGAGACGCGCGACGCCGCCGUUCAGACGCUCUCCACCGGCGAGGUGGUCAUCACCAAACUGUACGACGGCUUCUCGGAGGCCAACUGAGCGGUCGGCUGAUGGCCGACCGGCGGUGCGGCGGCUUCUCGGCGCCGGUGGCGGGUGCA